UUCCAGAAUGUAUUCUAAGCCAUGGUAUUUACUAAACUUGCAGGAGUAUGUCGAGGUUCAUGCCAUCAUUAUCCACAGACAGCAAAUUUGGUUCCCUGUAAACCACAGAUAUGCUGGAACGUAUGUUAGUAAACACAGAUGGGAUUUUCUGACAUAUGGAGCAUAUAGGUGUGAAGAAAACAGAAAUCCUAGGAAAAGUCCAAUCUUUCGAUAUCAGUGUAAACGUCCUAUUAUCGGACAAUAUAUCAGCGUUACAAAUUUUGAUUUUACAAAUGAAAGCGCUAGACAAGGCUACUACCAUUAUUUUGAAAUAGAUGAGAUUCAGGUGAUAGGAAAAUCAACAAUGUGCGGACGACAGCUAGGACUUAUAUCCGGUGAUAUUUACGAUUAUCAGUUGGAAUCAUCAUCAAGGAAGGACAAAGAUCAUCUAUCAAACUAUGGUCGUUUAUUCUUCCCGGAAACUGGCUGGUGUUCUAGUUCUGAUGAUUUAUCUCCAUGGUUUAUAGUUGAUUUUAUUGUACCUUUAAAACUCCAAGGAGUUGAGCUACAGGGUAUAAAAGACGGUUCAAAUGUUCGGUUUAUCAACUCGUUCCUGAUAAUGUAUGGUAACGAUAGAAGCAACCUUACUAUUUACGAAGACCCGAUCGGAACAGUGAAGGUUUGCUAUAAUAUAUUGUAA
Molecule: messenger RNA, 679 nt
Organism: Mytilus californianus (California mussel)
Lineage: Eukaryota; Metazoa; Mollusca; Bivalvia; Mytilida; Mytilidae
Product: EGF-like repeat and discoidin I-like domain-containing protein 3
Exons: 4
Coding region: 8-679 (223 amino acids)
Source: RefSeq, a predicted model, not a curated record